CAACUUCUCCCACGCGUCAGAGCCGUUUCCAGCCCAAUCCGGAUGAGCCAGACGUAUAUCCUGGGGAUAUAUUCCUCGGUGUCUCCCUCGGAAGGAAAACUGUCUGGAAAUAGGGAGCUACUUAAGCCGUCGUCCCCACGAUUUAGGUCGUCAGAAGGGGGUUAGCCUGCAGUUGCUGUGGACAGGGCGAGGCCGGGCGAGAGUCUCGUGUCGACGAGUGCGUGAAAUAUGGAGAAUUGUAAUGACAUCAUGGACACCAAGACAACUCCACUGGCAGCUAAUUAUGAAGAUGAGGGUAUGAUGGACGACAUGGAAUUGGAGGUAACCAUUAAAGGAGCAAUUAUGGAAGAAAGCGAAGUCUUAAGUCCUAGUCAGGUUAAGAGUCCUCCAGACGAAGACAUCUACUACAACAGAGAAAGUGGACGAAAGAUCUGUGGUGUCUGCAAGAGGUCGGCCAAAAGGUCCCAUUUCGGUGCGCUUUGCUGCGACUCGUGUAGAGCAUUCUUCAGACGAAGUGUCCAAAACAGCGUCUGGGAAACCUUCAUCUGCUUUAAAGGAAAUCGCUGUGACAUCAGCGAAAACAGGAAGGUCCUGCCAGUCUUGCCGGUUUGCCCGAUGCCAAGACAUAGGCAUGGACAUGUCCCUCGUCAUGACAGAAGAAGACAGGAAAGCGCUCAUGACCCGGAAGCUCGAGAAACGAAGGCAGAUAGUCAGCGAACACAAGCGUCACGAGAUCACCGCCAACCACGGGAUGAUGCAGCUGGACACGCAGCCUCUUAUGACUCAACAGCAGAUCUGCAGUGACGAAGGCGGCCAACUUGGCAGCGACGAAACACAGCAGGAGGGCAAGAUGACGAGCCUCAGCGAAGUUGACAUGGCUAACGGACACAAAAUAAAAAAACUUCAGAGGGAUCUUCGCUUGUGCCUCUCCUUCCAAGAUUUGCCCCCCUCCCAUUACGAAGUGCAACCAGAAAUCAUGGAAAGCCUUUUCAUCACCUUCUGCAAAAACAUGGGCAGAUUUUUCAGCUCUAUUUCCAGAAUUCCGAAACCUGGACCCUGCUUACCAGGAGCUCUUGCUAAAGCCUGCUGUGGCAAAGGCGAUGUUCAUCUUGGGCACUUACCAAUUCGACUCUAACCAUAACUGCUGGCCGAGGGUGCUCUCGACGCCUGACUGCACAUUUCCAAUCAUUCCGAUGUCAACCAUGGAAGAUUUUAUUGACGACGAUCGUACAGUGUGGAAAUGGAAGGACUACAUUAAAAAAUAUCAAGCAUUCCACACAGACGAAGUGGUUGCGCUUUUAACAGUAAUCAUUUCUCUAUUUGACCACAAAGACUUGAACACGGUCGAGAUACCAGACAUAUCCAUUCGGAAGACCAGAUAUAUCCAGCUGUUCAAAUUCUUCCUGCAAAAGCAAUUCGGGGAAACGUCACAUACCAUGUAUUGCCUUUGGGAUGUCUUGAGAGACGUUGAGGAACUAAGAGAAUGCUUUGAACAUUCUGCCACGAAUUAAGACGCUACAGCAUUCAGUAGUUACUAUAUUUCCCGAGGCUAUUCAUCGUUCUAAGGCGAUGACAACACAGCAACAACCAAAAUAAUAUUAGUAAGAAUGAUAGUACCUCCGCCCGAUUGAGACCUUUGGCGCAUAGCGAAGCUAGCUAAUAAAGCUAAUGUAUGAAAAGUAUCAGUAUCCUAACUUUUAAAAUAAAUAAACACAUUUUGUUUUCAUAUUCCCUCGUGUUUUAUGUUUUGUAAUAAAACUCACACGGUUACAGUCAUAAAAUAAAAUAAAAUACA
This is a messenger RNA of Macrobrachium nipponense, 1795 nucleotides long. Its product is annotated as estrogen receptor-like. The transcript is spliced from 4 exons. The record is from RefSeq and is a predicted model, not a curated record. Gene Ontology annotation, molecular function: RNA polymerase II cis-regulatory region sequence-specific DNA binding; zinc ion binding; nuclear receptor activity. Lineage: Eukaryota; Metazoa; Arthropoda; Malacostraca; Decapoda; Palaemonidae. Bases 229 to 804 code for a protein of 191 amino acids. Gene Ontology annotation, biological process: regulation of transcription by RNA polymerase II; tissue development; hormone-mediated signaling pathway. Gene Ontology annotation, cellular component: RNA polymerase II transcription regulator complex.